Molecule: messenger RNA, 1743 nt
Organism: Botrytis porri
Lineage: Eukaryota; Fungi; Ascomycota; Leotiomycetes; Helotiales; Sclerotiniaceae
Exons: 2
Coding region: 301-1605 (434 amino acids)
Biological process (GO): GPI anchor biosynthetic process
Cellular component (GO): membrane; glycosylphosphatidylinositol-mannosyltransferase I complex
Molecular function (GO): GPI mannosyltransferase activity; alpha-1,4-mannosyltransferase activity
Source: RefSeq, a predicted model, not a curated record
AAAGAAGCUCGAGAUUAUUUUACCAAAGUCAAAUGGAAGUGACCACAGUCGAGGCAUUUUGCUAGUUAUCAUGAUUCCAAUCAUUAAAUAGAAUCGGUCACUAUCCUAUCCCCUCAAAUCACGCCUUAGAUUUGGAAACCUCUCACCAACCUCUCCAAACUUUCCCACACAUUAAUUCUCCCAUCCUGAUUUCUCAGUUCAAACUCUUCUCAAAAUCACCAAGAGCGAGGAUUCAAGCUCCUAUUCCUCGAGCUCUAGAUGCUCCGCUUGCAUCACCAAUUCAAUCCACCCCAUUAAACCAUGGCCCCCUCAACCCGCACCCUCUUCACCCUCUCCAUCCUCCUCCGCAUAAUCCUCUUCUUCUACGGUCUCUACCAAGACGCACACUCCCCCCUCAAAUACACAGAUAUAGACUACCAAGUCUUCACCUCCGCAUCUCUGUACACCUCUCGCUCACUCUCUCCCUACACACGGGAAACCUACCGGUACACACCUCUUCUCGCCUGGCUCUUACUCCCCACCACAUUUUCUCCCCAGCAUCUCUGGUUCCACUUUGGCAAGGUUCUAUUCGCCGUGUGUGAUAUACUGGCAGGUUAUUUACUCCAUGUGAUACUAGUUGGUCGGGGAAUGGAUGUUGGUCGUGCGGGGAAGUAUGCGGCGAUUUGGUUGUUGAAUCCAAUGGUUGCGACGAUUAGUACGCGGGGGAGUAGCGAGGGAAUUUUGGGAGUGCUGGUCAUAGGGUUAUUGUGGGCGGCGUUGAAAAGAAAGAUUGUGUUGGCUGGGAUGUUAUUGGGAUUAGGAGUCCAUUUUAAGAUUUACCCGGUGGUGUAUGGGAUUAGUAUUGUUUGGUUUUUGGAUCGGGAGACGAUUACUGGUUCUGGAAGCAGGAGUGUUGGAGGGAAAGGAUUGAAGAGGGGAAAAGCGGAGAGGUUGAGUGGAAGUGAUGAUAUUUGGGGUAAGGCUAUGAGAUUCAUGAAUCAGGAGAGGGUUACGUUAGUGACGGUUAGUCUGAUGACAUUUAUGGGACUCAAUAUCCUGAUGUAUUACAUCUAUGGAUACCCCUUCCUCCAACACACCUAUCUCCACCAUGUAACCCGCAUCGACCACCGACACAAUUUCUCACCCUACAACACCCUCCUCUACCUGCGCUCCGCCUUCCCCUCCCCCUCUCCCCUACCCUUGGAAUCUCUAACUUUCAUCCCUCAACUUCUCCUCUCCACUGUCAUCCUCCCCCUCGCCCUCUCUAAGCACGACUUACCCACCACUAUGCUAGCGCAAACUCUCACUUUCGUGACCUUCAACAAAGUAGUCACAUCCCAGUACUUCCUCUGGUACACUUGUUUACUCCCUCUCUACCUUUCUACUCCCUCCUGUGGCCUCAUCAAAUCACCACGCAAGGGGAUAUUCGCUCUGUUUUUAUGGGUUGCCACACAAGCAUUUUGGUUACAUCAAGCAUUCGAGCUUGAAUUUUUGGGUUUGAGCACUUUUGUGCCCGGCCUAUUUGCGGCAAGCCUCUUAUUUUUCGCCACGAAUGUCUGGAUUCUGGGUGUUAUUGUGAAGGAUGUUGGUCGGGGAGCGGCUGCUGUUUCUGGGAAAGGGAUUUGAGGUUUGGGUCUCGAGGAGGUUAAAAGGGAGGUUGGGGAAUGAGAGAAAGACUGUUUACUGGGAUGAUGCGUAUCAAUAUGUGCGCCAGAUAGAGGUGUAUAUAGAGAGUAGACAUAUUCCACACAUCGGUCUGUACAU